Messenger RNA from Nymphaea colorata (pocket water lily), 1183 nucleotides. Its product is annotated as very-long-chain 3-oxoacyl-CoA reductase 1-like. Gene Ontology annotation, cellular component: endoplasmic reticulum. Lineage: Eukaryota; Viridiplantae; Streptophyta; Magnoliopsida; Nymphaeales; Nymphaeaceae. The transcript is spliced from 3 exons. The record is from RefSeq and is a predicted model, not a curated record. The coding region runs from base 25 to 951 and encodes 308 amino acids. Gene Ontology annotation, molecular function: ketoreductase activity.
UCACGUUCUUCAAAGAAACCACCGAUGGUGCUUCAAACUCUUCUCAUUCUUUCUGCAGCUCUUGCCCUCUUCCAUAUUUCUAAAGCGUUCUUGGUUUUGGCAAAAUGGGUUUGGGCUUCCUUCCUGCGUCCAGUGAAGGAUCUCAAAGAGUACGGGUCAUGGGCCAUAGUUACAGGACCGACUGAUGGCAUCGGGAAGCAGCUUGCCUUCCUCUUGGCUCGACGCGGCCUCAACUUGGUCCUAGUUGGUCGCAACCCAUCUAAGCUGAGCUCAGUCUCUAAUGACAUACUCAAACUACACAGCUCUAUAGAAACAAAGAGCAUUGUGGUUGAUCUUGGGACUGAGGUCGACAAAGGGAUGAAGAAGAUCAAGGAAGGGAUCAGUGGCCUGGAUAUUGGUAUAUUGAUCAACAACGCAGGCACUGGCUAUCCUUAUGCCAGGUUCUUGCAUGAAGCAGAUGAAGAGUUGGUCGAGAGGAUCAUCAGAGUGAAUGUGGAGUCCACUACUAAGCUCACCCACCUUGUGCUGCCUGAGAUGCUGAAGAAGAAGAAGGGAGCGAUUGUCAACAUUGGCUCUGGUGCUGGAUCUCUUGUGCCUUCCUAUCCUCUCAACACCGUCUACGCAUCUACAAAAGCAUAUAUUGCUCAUUUUUCCAAAAGUCUUCACGUCGAAUACAAACAAUUUGGCAUUGAUGUACAGUGUCAGGUUCCAAUGUUUGUCGCAACAAAAAUGGUCGCCAAGAAACCGUCCUUCUUAGUGCCGAGGGCCGAUGAGUUCGCUAAGAGUUGCAUAGCUUGGAUCGGCUACGAGUCUCUGUGUGUCCCUUAUUGGCCUCACUUCUUGCAUUCGCUUGCCCUCAGCCAGCUUCCUGAUGCUCUGCUCAACUGGUGGUUGUUUCACCUCUUCCUUGGCCUCAGGAAGAAGGCACAGAUGAAGGACCAAACCAAGUGAUCAUACGUACAAGAAGUGAGGGAGUGUGCUGAAUUAUGCUUCCAAAAUGGCACAGAUUGCUCGCCUUCAAUACUUCCCUUUGAUAUUAUGUUAUAUAUUUUCCUGUGGUGCUGUGUUAUCCCAAUGAAUGUCCCUUAUAUGGUCAGGUGUUUCCUGAUUAGGAGUUGCAAGUUGUCCAAAUCUGGUUUAUGGAUUUUGUCAAUUUCUAAGCAUAUGGAAUCCGAUUCCUAUC